AUGAGGAUCCUCGAUCCCCAAACUGCGGUUCUCACCAAUAUCGAGGUGCUGGCCUACCUUACCUCCAACCCACCCCACCGCCCUCCGAGUCGGCCACCCAAUGCGCGACAAUGGGUACCAAGCCCAGAUUUGAGGGACCAUAACACAGUCGUCAAGGAGAUCCACAACUAUGUCGCGCGCAUCUCUCCCCAUCUCCUCAAAUACCCGCGGUACACAGCCCGGCCCACCUCCUCCCAGUCCCAAAGCCAGGCAGCCAUGACCCGGACCAUGAGGCCAAAUGCCACAACCGAAGUCGACCCCUCUACCCUCCCACCGCCAGUCCAAUCCACAGAGUCAACACCUAUGGAUCACGCGCUCCGCGAGCUCAUUUCCAGACUCCAGCCCUACGGCCUGACAAAAGCUGAGGUUGUCACGAUUCUGAAUUUGGGAAUCGGUCUCUCUGGAGGCGAAUCGGAUGGCCCGGCAGGAGAGGUGGGUGGGGAUGGGGAGAUGGAGGUGGAUGAGGCGCCGGCUGUGAACGGGGAAGGCGAGGCGGAUGGGGAGGGUGAAGGGGGCGAAGAUGACGGCGCUGACUACGGCGUGCUGGCGCUGUUCGACUCCGUCAUUGAGGAGCGCGAGGACCGCAUGUCAGAUGAGGACCUCGUUGCUAUCUUAGGGAUAAUUCGGGAGACAUUGUCGGAGAAUUAUGGGAGUUGA
This is a messenger RNA of Penicillium canariense, 696 nucleotides long. RefSeq lists its product as uncharacterized. Lineage: Eukaryota; Fungi; Ascomycota; Eurotiomycetes; Eurotiales; Aspergillaceae. Bases 1 to 696 code for a protein of 231 amino acids. Gene Ontology annotation, biological process: transcription initiation at RNA polymerase III promoter. The record is from RefSeq and is a predicted model, not a curated record. The transcript is spliced from 3 exons. Gene Ontology annotation, cellular component: RNA polymerase III complex.